Messenger RNA from Fundulus heteroclitus (mummichog), 1046 nucleotides. RefSeq names its product trypsin-3. Gene Ontology annotation, biological process: proteolysis. Lineage: Eukaryota; Metazoa; Chordata; Actinopteri; Cyprinodontiformes; Fundulidae. Bases 211 to 945 code for a protein of 244 amino acids. The transcript is spliced from 5 exons. The record is from RefSeq and is a predicted model, not a curated record. Gene Ontology annotation, molecular function: serine-type endopeptidase activity.
ACGGUGUAUUUUCUCCUUAUAUAGAAUAAAUUAAGCUAAAGCAGCAUAAAGAGAGCCAGCAUGUUGGACACCAGUCAAGGACUUUGUGUUGCUUUCAGCCAUAUGGUUCUUUCCCAUCUCUUUCCUUUGAUAAGUUGGGAUAUAAAAGGUAGGAGAGGGGGUUUGAAGAGCUCUGCUGCUGGCUAGAUCCACACGCAGACUGACCCUACCAUGAAGAUCCUCAUAUUCUUGUCUUUGCUUGGAGCAGCACUUGUCGCAGCUGACGAUGAGAAAGUUGUCGGCGGAUACGAGUGUGGCAGACACUCCGUUCCCUACCAGGUGUCUCUGAACGCCGGCUACCAUUUCUGCGGUGGCUCCCUCAUCUCCAGCCAGUGGGUCAUUUCCGCCGCUCACUGCUACAAGUCACGCAUCCAGGUGCGUCUCGGUGAGCACGACAUCGCUGUGAAUGAAGGCACCGAGCAGUGGAUCGACGGCGCCAAGAUGAUCCGGCACCCUCAGUACAACAGCUACAACCUGGACAACGACAUCAUGCUGAUCAAGCUGAGCCGACCCGCCGCCCUCAACGGCUACGUCCAGACCGUGGCCCUGCCUUCCCGCUGCCCCGUGGCCGACGAGAGCUGCCUGGUGUCCGGAUGGGGCAACACCUCCGCCGGUGGAAGCAACUACCCUAACAGACUCCAGUGUCUGAGGCAGCCCAUCAUCGACCACCGCAUCUGCAGGAACGCGUACCCCCACCUCUUCACCGACAACAUGGUGUGCUCUGGAUUCAUGCACGGAGGCGCCAGCAGCUGCCAGGGUGACUCCGGCGGUCCUCUGGUGUGUGGCGGUCAGCUGCAGGGAGUUGUGUCCUGGGGUUACGACUGCGCCAUGCAGGGACACCCCAGCGUCUACGCCCGCGUGUGCCGUUACAACAGCUGGAUCAACUCCGUCAUGCUCAGCAACUAAACACCUAUACAUUCAUGUAUCUGCUGCUGUUACAGCUACGUCAUAAUGUUUCUGCAAACAAGAGCUGUGAAAUUUAAUAAAACGUGUCGUCGGGUCCGUUG